UGUUAACAGUAUAUCCUUUUUGUAAAUACAGAUGUGUGGCAAUGGAAUUCGAUGCCUUGCCAAAUUUAUAGCUGAGCUUGAGAACUCCCGUGGAAAGCGAAGUUUCACCAUACAUACAGGGGCUGGACUUAUUGUUCCUGAGAUUCAAGAAGAUGGAAAGGUUAGGGUUGACAUGGGUGAACCCAUUCUGAAGGCAUCAGAUGUGCCCACGAAACUACCGCCUAAUAGAGAUCAAUCUGUUGUUAAAGCAAGACUAGAUGUUGAUGGAAGUGCAUGGAACGUGACCUGUGUCAGCAUGGGAAAUCCUCAUUGUGUCACUUUUGGUACAGAACAAAGCCAGGAUUUGCAAGUAGAUGAAUUGAAUUUAGCAGACAUUGGUCCAAAGUUUGAACAUCAUGUGAUGUUCCCUGCCCGCACUAACACAGAAUUUGUACAAGUCUUCUCCCCAACACACCUUAAGAUGCGUGUCUGGGAGCGUGGUGCAGGUGCGACACUAGCCUGUGGGACAGGAGCUUGUGCCGUUGUUGUUGCAGCAGUGCUCGAGGAUCGUGCUGCAAGGCGGUGUACUGUUGAUUUGCCUGGCGGGCCUCUGGAUAUUGAGUGGAGUGAGAAAGACAACCAUAUCUACAUGACGGGGCCAGCAGAGGUAGUUUUCUAUGGGUCAGUUCCUCUUUAAGCCCUUGAAUUUUUGUUAGAAGAUGAAAGAAAUGCAGAAGAAUGGAUCUUGGAUAACCAGAUUACUUUAAUUGUUGCCUUAAAUUGAGCUUUUUCUUCUUUCCUAUCUCCUUUUGCGGCGAUUUCUCAAAGAUGUAAACUGUUACUCUUUGUGUUAGUUUCGUAUUGACUUCUCGAAGUUGUAUAAGUAUCAUUAGUGAAGGAGCAGGCUGCUCACACUAUCGCUCAUAGAAUUAAUGGGUUGUGUUGAGCUUAGAGAAAUUACAUUAGGCAUAGACCUGUACAUACCAUGUACAAGAUCUACCCGAGCCAUUGACAUACCUAGUUUACGCCAUCAAGUGCUAACGUGUAAAGUAAUUAGUUGAAUUAAGAGGCUUUUUAUAUUAUGUAAUUAUUCGGUGUUCCACAGAGCACAGAGAGUACAUGUUGAUGGAAAUAUAUAGACAUAAGGGCUAUGUGUAGAUAAUGAAUAUCUUACCUUUAGUUUUUA
Molecule: messenger RNA, 1165 nt
Organism: Nicotiana tabacum (common tobacco)
Lineage: Eukaryota; Viridiplantae; Streptophyta; Magnoliopsida; Solanales; Solanaceae
Source: RefSeq, a predicted model, not a curated record